AACAAAACCUAAGCGGGCUUUCUUCCUUCCCAGGCUUCCCUGGAAGCGGCUCAGUCCGCCUCAGUCCUCCUCGGGCAGCAGGUCGUCGCAGAUCUCCACCAUGAGCACGCUGAACCAGCAGUACGAGGAGAAAGUGCGUCCCUGCAUCGACCUGAUCGACUCGCUGCGCUCCCUGGGAGUGGAGAAGGACCUGGCGCUGCCCGCCAUCGCCGUGAUCGGAGACCAGAGCUCGGGGAAGAGCUCCGUGCUGGAGGCGCUGUCCGGGGUGGCUCUGCCCAGAGGGAGCGGUGAGAGGACCGCCCUCACACUUCACUCAUCAUCUGGAUUUAUACUGUUUUAUUAGACGGGAUAUAAGUAGACAGACAGAGUGUCUGAGUCUAAGCUGUUACUCUGUGAUAAUAAUAUUGAUAUUCAUUGUCAGAAGCUUGGAGUGAAAUGCCAAAAUUAGGGUCAGUUACUUGACCAGAAAGUGUGGG
Salarias fasciatus (jewelled blenny) is the source of this 476-nucleotide messenger RNA. Its product is annotated as interferon-induced GTP-binding protein Mx-like. The record is from RefSeq and is a predicted model, not a curated record. Gene Ontology annotation, cellular component: plasma membrane; cytoplasm; nucleus. NCBI's taxonomy places the organism in Eukaryota, Metazoa, Chordata, Actinopteri, Blenniiformes, Blenniidae. The transcript has 2 exons. The coding region runs from base 101 to 343 and encodes 80 amino acids. Gene Ontology annotation, molecular function: microtubule binding; GTPase activity. Gene Ontology annotation, biological process: synaptic vesicle budding from presynaptic endocytic zone membrane; defense response to virus; receptor internalization.